Hermetia illucens (black soldier fly) is the source of this 3495-nucleotide messenger RNA. Its product is annotated as WD repeat-containing protein 75. The record is from RefSeq and is a predicted model, not a curated record. Gene Ontology annotation, biological process: positive regulation of transcription by RNA polymerase I; positive regulation of rRNA processing. Gene Ontology annotation, molecular function: protein binding; RNA binding. The transcript has 13 exons. Gene Ontology annotation, cellular component: nucleolus. The coding region runs from base 99 to 3371 and encodes 1090 amino acids. NCBI's taxonomy places the organism in Eukaryota, Metazoa, Arthropoda, Insecta, Diptera, Stratiomyidae.
UCAACUUCAUAACCUCAAAGAAACAAGCGGUGGCGAGUGUCGUAUAUUGUCACGAGAGAUUUUAGGACGUCGUCAAUGGUUGAAAGCAUUGCGAGGAGAUGGUCUGUCUAGUGACCCCGGUGAAGGGAAAGGACACUCGUGAAUCAAAGGCAACUGUGCAGUGUAAACAUUCAGACGCGAUGGGCGACGGGAAUGAGGACGACAACCUUAAACUACGGCGACUGGCUGGUGGCAGUAUCGUCGACUACCCGCCACUAUUUUCCUCCGAUGGAGAUGCUAUUCUCGUUAUCUUCAAAAAUCUGGUGCAAGUGUACUCGACAACGACAGGGGAAUGGCUGCGGGACCUGGAAGGAGUCAAGGACGAAAUCAUAGGAAUUCAAUAUGACCUGAACAACCCGAAAAUUGUGUUCGCUCUUUCGAAAACGGGCGAAAUGAUUCGCUGGAAGUGGGAGACGGGAGAAAAUCUGGGCACACGGCUGCUGCCUUUCGACAAUUACACCGUGCUCUCGUUCCACCUGGUUGAUGUGCUUCCGGAAUCGACCUCGGGGUUCAUGACAUACACCAGCAGCGUAACAGGAAGAGUUGAUUGGGCCGUAGUUGAUAUGCCAGUUGGCGAGAGGUUGACGAAUUUAGGCUGGGACCUAGAUUUGGGACGCGGCUGGGUUCAGGUUGAUGUCGAGAACGUUCACUUCCACUAUGUGGCGAUCAUUCAAGGAAUGAGGAUGUACUUAGUGAGCUACAAACACGGAUUCGUUAAACAAUGGAGAAAUGGAAAUAAAUCACCGUUCACUGUUGUUCGAGUACAUCCUGAGGAGGAAAUGAUUGCAACUGGUGAUUCAAUGGGACGGAUAUUCCUAUGGCGCAAUAUCUUUGGAGCUCAUCAACCACAAACCUGUUUGUAUCACUGGCAUCAUACACCUGUAACAAGUAUAGCAUUUACAAAAUCAGGCUCUGGAUUCUAUUCUGGAGGCCAGGAAUCAGUACUCGUUCAGUGGAACAUGUCGAGACCGGAUUUGAAAAAUUUUUUGCCACGUAUGCAUGCGAUUAUUAUACACAUUGCCGUUGGCGAAAACAACCGAAAAGUCGCUGUUUGUACAGCGGAUAAUGGCAUUCAAAUAUUAGAUUCACAGAACAAAGCGAAAUGCAUGCUCCAGGGGUUCACAUAUGUUUACAAUGACAAGACUGGCUUGGAUAAGUUCCCAAUGGGGAUGAAAUUGAAUCCACGAACCAAUUCGUUAGCAUUAAAUGGUCGCAUUGGGCAUAUACAAUUUUAUUCUACCUACACUAGGCGGUUGUUGCAUAAUGUGGAUGUUGUGUUACAAAAUCGACUCUCAAUGGAAAGUGAGAAAAUUCUCUAUAAUAUUCGAGUAACUUCAGCAGCAUUCAAUGUUGAUUGGAUGGCGACAGUGGAGGAGUUGAAUGAUCAAGAACAUUGCCCAGAAGUAAGAUUGAAAUUCUGGCAAUUUGAUAAGGAGAGUCAGAACUAUACUCUGAACACAAAUGUUGAACAACCUCACGAGGGAAGUGUUAAAGCAGUUGAAUUCUCCAGUGCAUUGGAUACUGAAAACUUAUUGUGUGCUACGGCUGGUUGCGAUAACUACUUAAAAAUCUGGGCAUUAGAAGAUUCUGCUAGUAUUCACAAGAAAGGAAAGGUGUGGUUCUGCAUUGCUCGUACAAAUUAUAAAAAUUUCAAUUUAGAAUGCAUAAGUUUCUCACAAGAUGGUUCAUUAUUAUCGGCUGGCUUCCGAAAUUCCCUUUGCAUUUAUAAGUCUCAAACUUUAGCUUUGAAAGCUGUUUUGAGUGCGCCUGGAAAAUUCAAUGGCACAAUCCAGGAGGUCGACAUACAAAUCCCACAAGGAAAGUUAGAAAACUCACAAAGUGAUUACAAUGGCAAAAAAGGUGAAGUCUUGGAGAAACGUCGAAAAAUUUUGGAAUUGUUUAAAAGUCUUCUAGAAACUAAUGAUAAUAAGUUGAUUCAAGAGCUACAAAAAGGCGAUGAUGCUGUGAAGAAAAAAAAUAUUAACUCAGGACAGUCUUUAUGUAAUAUGACUUUGGAUACUGCGCAGCAAGAAUAUCUUUUCAAGAAGAUUCGUUCAUUGACUGAUUUGAGUCUCUUCCAAAAAGUGGAUUUGUACCAAAAACUUGGUAUCUACUGUUCGGUUCCUAAAGAAUCGAGAAAUCAAAUAGCAAAAUACAUAGCAAAAAAUAUCUUGGAAAAAGAUAGUAUAGAAUGCAAUCUAGAUAGAAAUAUUAAAUCUUUAAGCAAAAAAUAUAGAUUCAAGGCGAAGUAUCGCAUUCAUAAGCAUCUUAGUCGGAAGGUAAAGCAUGAAGACGAUGAUAAAUUGAUUUCUGUCAUGAGUUUGCUUGGUCUGAGCGAUCAUCCUACAAUGCACCACACCAGUCACAAUAAAAAGUCAAUAGUAGAUAGUAAAGGCUGUAACGGUUUCAUUGAAGAUGAUGCUGAGAUGGAGUCCUCAAGCGAUGUCAUGGAGACAUUAAAACCUCUUGAAGUUGUGUCAAAUAUUAGGCACGUUGCAUUUGCUACGGGAGAAUAUGCACAUUUGGUCAUAGUUUGCACAGAAAACCGGGUACUUAUUUGGAACAUUCUAACACUUCGUCUUCAAUCAGUGCUCCGACUGUCUGUGUUUAGGAUAACUGUUGAUCCGUUAACUAGUUUAUGUGCAGCUUUCACAAUAAAUGACGAACUGUAUGUGUUUCCUCCAAACGCCCCCAUGCCUCUAUAUCAUCGAGUGAAUAUUCCUAAAAUUCAUGAUGCAAUAUGGUUGCCAAGAAGAUAUCCAAAAUCUUAUUCAUUGAAUUUAGAUUGGCAAGCAAUAUCAACUUUGUAUUUCCUUACCAAGGACCAGGAACUUACGUACUUGGCUGAUGAUAAAGACGAUGAUAUUACUGUUGCUGCCACAUUCACCAACGAAGCUCAAGAUGUGGCGCGGUAUUCGACGUUUGGCACUUUUGCUGCGAAACAAGCAAAUGCUAGAAUAGUGCAAUCUUCUAAGAAUGCAACAGCGAUUGGAGUGACUGGGAAGGCAGCAGUUAAAUCGCUCAUAGAGAUGGCGACGCAUACAAUGGCACCUAAUCAUUUAUUAUGCGGCGAUUUUAUUGAGUCUAUGCUUAAAACUCAAGCUGAUCAUACACCUGCGAAUACCACAAAUGUAAAUGCAAAAGUAAUGGAACCAGUGCAUGAAUCUGACAGUGAUGAAUCAGACGGUGAAGUUAAACGAAAAUCCAAGAGGGCUGCACUAGAAAAAUACACAUCAGUUGAGUCAACAGAAAUUAUUAACAAAACAAAACAACUUAAGAAGCGAGAAAAGCUGAGAAAAAUGCUGGAAGAAAACAUUGAAAUAAUACUUUAAAUUGACUUUUUAGUUAUUAAUUUAAGAGUAAUAUGUGAAUAUUCUGUUUCUUUCUUAUAACAUAGAUUUUAUGAGUAUGUAAAUCUUUUUAGAGUAAUAGUUUUACAAUAUAUAGUUUUUGAAA